Molecule: messenger RNA, 16842 nt
Organism: Coregonus sp. 'balchen'
Lineage: Eukaryota; Metazoa; Chordata; Actinopteri; Salmoniformes; Salmonidae
Source: the annotation of a GenBank genome assembly
AGAGUAGAGAAGAACAGAGUAGAACAGAGGAGAGAGCAGAGCAGGGAGAGGACUCUGAAAGUUUAGCCAACUGCCGUUUGGUUGACAACACAAUCCAGGUUAUAAAGAUAUAAACAGUCAUAGAGAUUAUAAACAAUCAUAUUAUUUAAGAGAUGAUUUAUUUGAAGGGACACACUCUUCUUGUUGGGAUUCUGGUUGUUUUAACAGGUAAGUAAAAACUUUUUGUCAUGCUUUAUCUAUUCCUUUUGUAAUUUCCCAGGUUUGCUGAUGUGUGUUACUUGUAAUUUUUAUUGAUCAGAAACACUUUUUAAAUGAAUCACUUGUUAUUCAACCCAAACUGAAUAAACAUAUCAACAUUGCAGAGUCAGUUUUGAGUCAGUCUUAAGUUAAACCAGAGAGGGCAUGAUUGACAGGUGCAAGUGCAGAGUCCCUCCUUCCAUCUAUAGCUGUGUGUAAAUCUGAGCAUGUCUGUUUUUUGCAACCAGAAUGCAGAGCAUGUUUUGAAGUGAGUUACAAAGUCACUUAAAUGUAUAACACUUUGUAGAUAUAUAUGAUAUGGCAUUGAUCUCCAUACGUAAACUUUCAAUGGUAGAAGAGGGUGUAGUCAGUUAGUGGCUGUAACUUCUGUUCGUGUGCUUUUGCAAAACGGAAAUGAGAUGCCUGCUUCUUGAAGAUAGGCCUACUUCCCAGAAAUAAAAUCUCAAGUGGAUACGAGCACUCUUCAUUUCCUGAAAUCUUCUCCAGUACACACAUCUAGAAGUCAGCCAGUAGAAGGUUAAAGGCAGUAUGUGUCCCAGUGUCAUAGUGUGGGUUUGGUGUUGGACUUAUUGAAGAGUUUAACUGUACAAGAGUCUGAAUACUAUUUUUAUGACAUAGUUAUCGUCAGCAUCUAUUUUAAUGAUUCAUGAGUUAUAUAAUGUGUGAUAAUGAGGUAUAUAAUGUGUGAUAAUGAGGUAUAUAAUGUGUGAUAAUGAGGUAUAUAACGUGUGAUAAUGAGGUAUAUAAUGUGUGAUAAUGAGGUAUAUAAUGUGUGAUAAUAAGGUAUAUAAUGUGUGAUAAUGAGGUAUAUAAUGUGUGAUAAUGAGGUAUAUAAUGUGUGAUAAUGAGGUAUAUAAUGUGUGAUAAUGAGGUAUAUAAUGUGUGAUAAUAAGGUAUAUAAUGUGUGAUAAUAAGGUAUAUAAUGUGUGAUAAUGAGGUAUAUAAUGUGUGAUAAUGAGGUAUAUAAUGUGUGAUAAUAAGGUAUAUAAUGUGUGAUAAUAUCAACUUCCUAGUCUAUAAACCUUGUGAUAAUUCAGAACACCUCUUAACUAACAGCAUGGUCUCUAAAAAUAGGAAUGGCCAUGGUGGAUCAUCUUUCCCAGCCUGAUAAAUGCUUGGUGGAUGUGUCAUGAAUUCCCGCUGGUCCCCUUUGACUCAGCUGCUGUUUGCAUAGUUGCUUUAGCCCCAUCAGCGCUAAGCCGACACUACAACAAGUAGGCUUAAAGUAUGCCUACUUACUUUAGAGAACUUAUAAAGUAUGGUCAUUCACUUAAGAUAAUGAAGUUAUAUUUAGAGAUAAUGAAUGUACAUGUGUUUAUACAUGGUUGGAUACAACAUGGUUGAAACUGUAGUAUAGUGGACUCUCAUGAGUUCCCCAUGUGCUUUUCUCAGAUAGCAAAUAUAUAUUUGAGUGUGUGCGUGUGGUGUGUGUGUGUGUGUGUGUGUGUGUGUGUGUGUGUGUGUGUGUGUGUGUGUGUGUGUGUGUGUGUGUGUGUGUGUGUGUGUGUGUGUGUGUGUGUGUACACAUUAGAUACAGCCUUGACUAUUCAUCUUUGGUGUGUGUGUGUUCCAUGCAGGUUCAGCCAGGUGUUCAGAAGAUGAGACUCGUCUGGUUAAAACCCUGUUCACCGGCUAUAACAAGGUGGUCCGCCCUGUCAAUCACUUCAAAGAUCCAGUGGUGGUGACUGUAGGCUUGCAGCUCAUCCAGCUCAUUAGUGUGGUGAGGAAUACAUGACUAGUUAGGACUGGAUCUUCUUCUUCUUCUUCUUCUUCUUCUUAUGCAAUGUCUCUUCCCUUGUCUUUGCCAGGAUGAAGUCAAUCAAAUUGUGACCAGCAAUGUGCGGCUGAAACAGGUAUGGUUUCUUACUGACCUACAUGUGUUGUUCUUCUCAAUGUAGUUGAGUUUUUGUUCUUCAAUUUAAACCACACUUUUUUUGUGGUUCUGUUGUAUUCAGAUAUGGGAGGUUCUGUUGUAUUCAGAUAUGUGAGGACGUGAAUCUGAAGGUUCUGUUGUAUUUAGAUAUGGGAGGUUCUGUUGUAUUCAGAUAUGUGAGGACGUGAAUCUGAAGGUUCUGUUGUAUUUAGAUAUGGGAGGUUCUGUUGUAUUCAGAUAUGGGAGGUUCUGUUGUAUUCAGAUAUGGGAGGUUCUGUUGUAUUUAGAUAUGGGAGGUUCUGUUGUAUUCAGAUAUGGGAGGUUCUGUUGUAUUCAGAUAUGGGAGGACGUGAAUCUGAAGUGGAACCCUGAUGAUUAUAAUGGAAUUAAGAAGAUCAGAAUCCCUUCCACAGACAUCUGGCGUCCUGACCUCGUGCUCUAUAACAAGUAAGGACAAGUCCAUGCUUUUACCUUGACCAAUAUACAGUAUUCAUUGACUUGAUAAGGCCUAUUAGAUAUGACCUUUUCAGAAGUUAGUCUAUUCCUGAAGUGCAGACAGUGAUAGAGAUCAUAGGGGAUUACAUUUAAAGGCCCAGUGCAGUCAAAACAUGAUUUUUCUUUUAUAUAUAUGGAAAAUCAUGUUUUGACUGCAAUGGGCCUACAAGCAGAAAUUUCAGGCGGUCUUUUCAAACAACUCUUACACUAAAAGUGCAUUAUCAUAAUGUUCACAAUUUCACAGUAUAAUUGCAAUCUCAUAGUGUGAAAUUGUGAACAUUAUUAUAAUGCACAUUUAGUGUAAAAGUUAUUUGAAAAGACCACCUGAAAUUUCUGCUUGUUCUGGUGGGGUGGAGUUUUGGCCUGCCUGUUGACAUCACAUCUCUGCCAAUAACAGCUAGUUCAAUAUCCCCCUCCCAUUCAGAACACUCUCAAACAGUCCAAGCUAAACUGUUGCUUGAGAAAUUGCUCUUGCUAAGAAGCUAUUUUUGUUUCUUUUUGACCAUUUUAAUUGAAAACAAUCACAAUAAUGUACUUAAUUGAUACCAAUGAAUUAUUUGAUAUUGAGAUAAAAACGGCUGUAUUUGGCCUUUAAUAUCCUAAAAAGGGGACCUGCGUGGUUCAGGUACCGGUUUCCCGACCGACAUUUCCGCUUAUAAAUCUAUCUGUGGAUACCGUAGAUCGAAGUGGCUCGCAUUGAGUGAUAGCCCUGGUUGCCACGGACACAGUAGUAUUAAAAAAAAAAAAUCCUGUAUGAUGUAGGACGUGAAAUCUGAAACCACCUGAAGCUGGAAUUUCCCUUUUACCAUUUCAUUCAUUUUUCCGACUGUCCAUCAACUCCCGGCUGAACCCUACAUCACAGCCAAGGUCAAAGCACAUGCCUGCAAUCUUUACAUCGUAGCGCAAAAGAGGGUGGUUUCAUCAUGGUAGCACAUUCAGAGAUCGAUUUAUAGCCAUUAAUCUAAAAUAAUUCAUAGAUUUUAAACAAAAAACACUUUCUGUUUGUCAUAGAUGGACAAUAUUAACAUGAGAUAAAAGGCGAGUUCCUAACGAGUUCAGUAAGCUAAACUAGAGCUCUGUGAGAAGUUCACAGCGAUGGGGGCAGACGUUUUGACCAAGAAAAUAGGCACAUUUUCUCUAACACUAAACAAACAAAUAUGUAUUUUACAGUUAUAAGGAAGGUGAAAUAUUAUAAUUAGUCAUUUUGUAAUUUGAUUAUGCUAUAUUUAGAAAGCAUAUAAGUCAUUUCAAGCCUUAUUCAUACAGUUUUGUUGAAUAGGAAAUACAUCAUAUAAAAUGUUUUAUAUUUUUAUCAUAUUUGUACUGUGUACUGGAGCUUGUGUCCUCAAAAGUGACUACACCUCAGCAAUUUAUAACUAUUUUUACCAGAAGGGUGAGAUUUGAGCCUUUCUUUGAAUAUGCAGCAUUAAUACUUAUUGUUUCUGGCCCUCUCAUGAAAUAAUUACUUUUGGGGAUUACCUAGAUUACAUUUUUUGAUUACAAUUAGUUACAUUUAACUGGUUGCCUUUAAACUACCUCAGCUAUUGUUUAUCACCCCUGGAAUAGCAUUUUUGGCAUUCUCACCCCUGGUUAUCUAAUCAGGCUAAUACAAUUCCCCAUAGGAAUCUAUUGAUUCUGAUGCUAACGUGUCAAUUUAUCCCUGCAGUGCAGAUGGAGACUUUGGUUAGCUUAGCAGGCUAACGCAAGACCCCAUAGGAAUCCAUUGACUCCGAUGCUAACGUGUCAAUCCUCUCCACUUCCUGCAGUGCAGAUGGAGACUUUGCCAUCGUCCAUGAGACCAAGGUGCUGCUGGAGCACACAGGUAUGAUCACCUGGACCCCUCCGGCCAUCUUUAAGAGCUACUGUGAGAUCAUCGUGCUUCACUUCCCCUUCGACCUGCAGAACUGCAGUAUGAAGUUGGGGACAUGGACCUACGACGGCAACCUGGUAGUGGUCAACCCGGUAAGAAGUUUGAAAAGCAGUAUAUGCACAUCCAAAAAGCACAUCUGAAAAUGUUCCAGGUCCGGGGUGCAAAACAAUCCCAUGAAAAGGAGUUGAAAUAGAAACAAUCCCAUAAAAGGAGUUGAAAUAGAAACAAUCCCAUGAAAAGGAGUCAAAAUAGAAACAAUCCCAUGAAAAUGAGUUGAAAUAGAAACAAUCCCAUGAAAAGGAGCUGAAAUAGAAACAAUCCCAUGAAAAGGAGCUGAAAUAGAAACAAUCCCAUGAAAAGGAGCUGAAAUAGAAACAAUCCCAUGAAAAGGAGCUGAAAUAGAAACAAUCCCAUGAAAAGGAGCUGAAAUAGAAACAAUCCCAUGAAAAGGAGUCAAAAUAGAAACAAUCCCAUUAAAAGGAGUUGAAAUAGAAACAAUCCCAUGAAAAGGAGUCAAAAUAGAAACAAUCCCAUGACAGGGAGUCGAAAUAAUAAUAAUAAUAAUAUGCCAUUUAGCAGACGCUUUCAUCCAAAGUGACUUACAGUCAUGUGUGCAUACAUUUUUACGUAUGGGUGGUCCCGGGGAUCGAACCCAUUACCCUGGCGUUACAAGCGCCAUGCUCUACCAAUUGAGCUACAGAGGACCACAGUUGAAAUAGAAACAAUCCCAUGAAAAGGAAUAGAAAUAGCCGCACCCUUUUAACCAGCCUCUCCAACAUAACGUGUGUUUGUGUAUAUGAGUGUGUGUAUGUCGGAGGGGUUGGGGAAAAAAUAACUGUCAUCCCAUAUGGACUAAUACAGUUUAUCUUAAUUGAACCAGUAAAGUAGUGACCCUAGCCCUGUACCCGUCCCCUGUCCCCCUUCUAGGACAACGACCGGCCUGACCUGAGUAACUUCAUGGAGAGUGGUGAGUGGGUCAUGAAGGACUAUAGGAGCUGGAAACACUGGGUGUACUACGCCUGCUGCCCUGACACGCCCUACCUGGAUAUCACCUACCACUUCCUGAUGCUGAGGCUGCCUCUCUACUUCAUCGUCAACGUCAUCAUCCCCUGCAUGCUGUUCUCCUUCCUGACUGGACUGGUCUUCUACCUCCCCACUGACUCCGGUAGGUAUGCUGUUCUCCUUCCUGACUGGACUGGUCUUCUACCUCCUGACUGACUCUGGUAGAGAUUCUGUUCUCCUUCCUGACUGGACUGGUCUUCUACCUCCUGACUGACUCUGGUAGGCCCGCUGUUUUCCUUCCUGACUGGACUGGUCUUCUACCUACUGACUGGUAGGCAUGAUAUUUUCCUUCCUGACUGGACUGGUCUUCUACCUACUGACUAACUCUGGUAGGCAUGAUGUUCCCCUUCCUGACUGGACUGUCUUCUACCUCCUGACUGACUGGUAGAGAUUAUGUUCUCCUUCCUGACUGGACUGGUCUUCUACCUCCCCACUGACUCUGGUAGGGAUGCUGUUCUCCUUCCUGACUGGACUGGUCUUCUACCUACUGACUGGUAGGCAUGAUAUUCUCCUUCCUGACUGGACUGGUCUUCUACCUCCUGACUGACUCUGGUAGGGAUGCUGUUCUCCUUCCUGACUAGACUGGUCUUCUACCUCCUGACUGGUAGGGAUGCUGUUCUCCUUCCUGACUGGACUGGUCUUCUACCAUGAUCUCGCUAUCAUGGUUGACAACUCCGUUGUGUCCUCCUCCCAGAGUGCAAAGAGCCUUGGCGUGACCCUGGACAACACCCUGUCGUUCUCCGUUAAGAUCAAGGCGGUGACCCGAUCCUGUAGGUUCAUGCUCUACAACAUUCGCAGAGUACGACCCUGCCUUACACAGGAAGCGGCACAGGUCCUAAUCCAGGCACUUGUCAUCUCCCGUCUGGAUUACUGCAACUUGCUUAUGGCUUGGCUCCUUGCCUGUGCCAUUAAACCCCUACAACUCAUCCAGAACGCCGCAGCCCGUCUGGUGUUCAACCUUCCCAAGUUCUCUCACGUCACCCCGCUCCUCCGCACACUCCACUGGCUUCCAGUUGAAGCUCGCAUCUGCUAUAAGACCAUGGUGCUUGCCUACGGAGCUGUGAGGGGAACGGCACCUCCGUACCUUCAGGCUCUGAUCAGUCCCUACACCCAAACGAGGGCAUUGCGAGGCAUUCUGUUCUCCUUCCUGACUGGACUGGUCUUCUACCUCCUGACUGGUAGGCAUGCUGUUCUCCUUCCUGACUGGACUGGUCUUCUACCUCUUGACUCUGGUAGGCCUGCUGAAAAUUCAAAUUCACAUAGAAUAAAAAAAAUCCCAACAUUUACAUAUAACAACUAUCCCUACAAGCCGUGAACCAACUCUCCUUGGGUCUGUUGAACGUUUACACAAAGGCAGUAAUAGUUUUUCAAUAGAUAGUCCUCGAGUGUUACCAGCUGUUUGAAUUGAUCAAAUGUGUAAAUGGUUUUAGAGUAGUUAUGCUGCAUUAUACAUCGUGUGGGUCUAAUCCUGAAUGCUGAUUGGUUAAAACCGCAUUCCAGCCGAUGUCUAUUCCACAAAUUGCCACCUGCUAAAUCUAUUACAUUAAAAUGCCUAUUUACUCUGUUCCAUCUGACUUUCCAAUCCACUCUCUCAUCAGCCCAGCCAGGCAAUUUAUACACGUGAUAUCCACUAUAAAAAGCAUCUAGACAUUAUCUCACAUUUCUUUUAGACUAACAUUUCGUUUUCAACAGCGGAGAUAUAUAUAAACCUUGCUGUCUGUCUCUCCAAAAUUUGCAACAUUGUUUCAACAUUCAAAUUCGAUCUCCUGCUGUCUCAUAGUUAUGAACAACAGUGUCCUGACGAGUGAGCACAUUUUCUAUGCCAGGAGAAAUCGCGCCUCAUUGGCUAAUUGUUAUAGAUGUAUCCAAAUAAAUGUCAACAGCUUAAGCAAAUGCAAAUGCAGCUACUUUGCUGUUAUUCUGGCUGCACUUUUUUAACGUGACUCUAAGUGAGCGGUAGUUGCCUGGCUGGCAAGCAAGGGAUAACAACAUUGCCAGCCAGUAUGGCAAUGGAACAUUUAGAACGAACGACUGGGUCCAUAGAUAUAGAACAAAAAGACUGAAGAAUGGGUCACGUCCAUAGAUACAGAACAAAAAGACUGAACGACUGGGUCACGUCCAUAGAUAUAGAACAUAAAGACUGAACGACUGGGUCACGUCCAUAGAUAUAGCACAAAAAGACUGAAGACUGGGUCCAUAGAUAUAGAACAUAAAGACUGAAGACAGGGUCCAUAGAUAUAGAACAUAAAGACUGAAGACUGGGUCACGUCCAUAGAUAUAGAACAUAAAGACUGAACGACUGGGUCACGUCCAUAGAUACAGAACAAAAAGGCUGAACGACUGGGUCGUGUCCAUAGAUACAGAACAAAAAGACUGAAGACUGGGUCACGUCCAUAGAUAUAGAACAUAAAGACUGAACGACUGGGUCGCGUCCAUAGAUACAGAACAUAAAGACUGAACGACUGGGUCACGUCCAUAGAUAUAGAACAUAAAGACUGAACGACUGGGUCGCGUCCAUAGAUAUAGAACAUAAAGACUGAAGACUGGGUCACGUCCAUAGAUAUAGAACAUAAAGACUGAAGACUGGGUCACGUCCAUAGAUAUAGAACAUAAAGACUGAACGACUGGGUCGCGUCCAUAGAUAUAGAACAUAAAGACUGAAGACUGGGUCACGUCCAUAGAUAUAGAACAUAAAGACUGAACGACUGGGUCACGUCCAUAGAUAUAGAACAUAAAGACUGAACGACUGGGUCACGUCCAUAGAUAUAGCACAAAAAGACUGAAGACUGGGUCCAUAGAUAUAGAACAUAAAGACUGAAGACUGGGUCCAUAGAUAUAGAACAUAAAGACUGAACGACUGGGUCACGUCCAUAGAUACAGAACAUAAAGACUGAACGACUGGGUCACGUCCAUAGAUAUAGAACAUAAAGACUGAACGACUGGGUCGCGUCCAUAGAUAUAGAACAUAAAGACUGAACGACUGGGUCGGACUCGCGUCUCUAGUAACCCUAGGUGUGUGUCGGGACUAUAUAUUGUGGAAGAAUGAAAUAGUAUGAAUAAAUUAAUCAAAAUAACGUUUUAAAUGAAAAUAUGUCAAUCAUUAUUGGAAUAUGUUGGUAACCCGUUGUAUAAAAGUGAUAAUGCCCUCGAAGCCGGUGUUUGGAGGAUAUAUUGGCACGGGUGUUGUUAGGCCCGAGACGCAUUAUCACUUAAGUGUAUUGUUGUGUUUGACUUCUCUAACCAUGUCUCUGUAGGUAAGAAGAUGAUCCUGUCUAUCUGUCCUGCUGUCUCCGACUGUGGUCUUGUUAUUGUUGUUGUUGACUCCAGUGUCUCUGUUCCAUACAGGUGAGAAGAUGACCCUGUCUAUCUCCGUCCUGCUGUCCCUCACUGUGUUUCUGCUGGUCAUUGUGGAGCUCAUCCCCUCCACCUCCAGUGCAGUGCCUCUCAUUGGGAAGUACAUGCUCUUCACCAUGGUCUUCGUCAUAGCCUCCAUCGUCAUCACCGUCAUCGUCAUCAACACACACCACCGCUCUCCCAGUACACACACCAUGCCCCAGUGGGUCCGCAAGGUAGGUCAACCGACCGAUCGAUCAAUAAAUCAAUCAGUCAGUCAAUCAAUCAAUCAAUCAAUCAAUCAAUCAAUCAAUCAAUCAAGUAGGUAGACUAGGUACAAUGGACAAAAUGAAUGUCAGCACAUCUCAUUUAUAAUUUAGCGAUGUCAGUACAACAUCUAGUGGUGUCCUAGGUUUCAGACCCCUUAGUGUAAUGGCUGUGACGUUGGACUGUCAGUUGAAGGGAAACAGGUCUGAGUCCUGGUCAGGCUCCCCCCAAAUUCCCUGUGUAUUCCUUUGGGCUUUGGGCUUUGGGCUUUGGGCUUUGGGGGUUUUCUCUUGCCUGCACUGCCACCUGGUGGUACUAAUUCAGUAUGUCAUGUAUUUUGUCAGGCGUUUGUGACAUUCUGCUUUAGGCCAUUUAGAGCAGUGGUUCCUAACCUUUUUCGGUUACUGUACCACCAACUGAAUUCUGCUCUGCCCGAAGUACUCCUAAAGUACCCCCUCAUGUACAUUUGACCAGUAAGCCUAUGGUCUCAUGAAUCUUCUCAGGUACCCCAUGUGGAAAGGCCAAGUGCCCCCACGGGUCCUAGUACCCCUGGUUGGGAACCACUGAUUUAGAACCCCUCAGCUCUCAGCAGCCUCUCUAGUGUGGUUCUGCUUUGAGAGACAGGAAGUAGUUAAGAGCAAUCUGUCUGUCCUAUUACUGACUUUAGCUGAAUCAUUUCAGUAAUGCCAUCCAUGUCAGGUUUGUCAGUUUAUCCAUUGAGUACUCAUGUUUUUAUGGUUGAUGUCGGUGAUCUUGAUUAUCAUGCAAAAUAUGUUAGUCCCUCAACACAAUAUUAUGUGCUUUACAGUACUUUGUGUUACUCAUGACAAUGUAUUUACAGUAAUUGAUGUACUGUACAGUACUUUUUGUUACUCUUUACAAUGUAUUUACAGUAAUUGAUGUACAGUACUUUGUGUUACACAUGACAUUUACAUCAUUUAGCAGACGCUCUUAUCCAGAGUGACUUACAGUUAGUGAGUGCAUAAAUUUUUUUUCAUACUGGUCCCCCGUGGGAAACGAACCCACAACCCUGGUGUUGCAAACGCCAUGCUCUACCAAUUGAGCUACAAGGGACUACACGGGACAUGACAAUAUAUUUACAUUAAUUGAUGUACUCUACAUGACAUUGUGUUACUCAUUACAAUGUAUUUUCCUAAAUUCCAGAUUUUCAUCGACACCAUCCCCAAUUUCAUGUUCUUCUCGACUAUGAACCGUCCGUCCAGGGACAGGCAGGAGAAGAGGAUCCUCCUGGCAGACUUUGACAUUUCCGACAUUUCGGGCAAGCCUGCCCCUGCCUCGGUCACCUUCCAGUCCCCCAUCACCAAGAACUCGGACGUCCGCAGCGCCAUUGAGGGGGUCAAGUACAUCGCAGAGACCAUGAAGUCUGAUGAAGAGUCCAACAAUGUAAGAAUAAGAGCUCAGGAAGCAUUUAUAGAACUCAUGUCUGAGUCUGUCUGUCUUUGUGCUGAGUCUGUCUGUCUUUGUGCUGAGUCUGUCUGUCUUUGUGCUGAGUCUGUCUGUCUUUGUGCUGAGUCUGUCUGUCUUUGAGCUGAGUCUGUCUGUCUUUGAGCUGAGUCUGUCUGUCUUUGUGCUGAGUCUGUCUGUCUUUUUUCUGAGUCUGUCUGUCUUUGAGCUGAGUCUGUCUGUCUUUGUGCUGAGUCUGUCUGUCUUUGUGCUGAGUCUGUCUGUCUUUUUUCUGAGUCUGUCUGUCUUUGUGCUGAGUCUGUCUGUCUUUGUGCUGAGUCUGUCUUUGUGCUGAGUCUGUCUGUCUUUGUGUCUGUCUUUCGAGCUCUUCAUGUUUUAAUGUUGUGGAGGUAAUACAAAAACAAAUUCUCUUGAAAAUGUUAAGGACUCAAUUUUGACUCAACUCUCUCUCUACUCUCUCCUCACCUCACCUCUCUCUCUCUCUCUCUCUCUCUCUCUCUCUCUCUCUCUCUCUCUCUCUCUCUCUCUCUCUCUCUCUCUCUCUCUCUCUCUCCCCUCCUCUCUCUCUCCCCUCCUCUCUCUUCCCUCCUUUCUCUCUCCCGUACUCUCUCAGGCUGCUGAGGAGUGGAAGUUUGUAGCCAUGGUCCUGGAUCACAUCUUGCUGUGUGUGUUCAUGGCUGUGUGUAUCAUCGGCACCAUGGGAGUGUUCGCUGGACGUCUCAUCGAGCUGAGCAUGCAGGGCUAAAGGAGAGGCCUACCUGGAGUCAUCCUGGUUCUCCUGCUCGCUCUGACACCUGUCUGCUGUGCCUCUACUCCAAGUCAUCUGGAAAUUACAAUCAAUUGAUUGACUGAUUGGUUGGUUGGAUUGUUGAUUGAAUGUAAUUGGCCCUGUGAGGUGUUGUUAUUGUCAGUCAGACUAUUAAGCUUCUUUUCUGCAUGGAGUUUACAGUUGGAAAUUGACGUUAAAGGCUGUCAGCUGUCUGUGACUUGAUGGAUUCUGUUUAAGGAACGAUGGUUAACCUACCUAACGAGGUGAUUUCUUUAUUUCUAACCAUCGUUCCUCAUGUGGAAGAAAGGAUGCAGAGUAUAUUGUGGUUUAACAAACUCUGCAUAACGGCUCUGAUUGCGAGCCCUCUGGCACUCUUAUGGCACUCUGCACUCUUAUGGCAGUCUGGAUGAGGGAGGUCACAUUAUGGAACUCUGGAUGAGGGAGGUCACAUUAUGGAACUCUGGAUGAGGGAGGUCACAUUAUGGAACUCUGGAUGAGGGAGGUCACAUUAUGGAACUCUGGAUGAGGGAGGGCACAUUAUGGAACUCUGGAUGAGGGAGGUCAUAUUAUGGAACUCUGGAUGAGGGAGGUCACAUUAUGGCACUGUGGAUGAGGGAGGUCACAUUAUGGCACUGUGGAUGAGGGAGGGCACAUUAUGGGACUCUGGAUGAGGGAGGUCACAUUAUGGAACUCUGGAUGAGGGAGGUCACAUUAUGGCACUGUGGAUGAGGGAGGUCACAUUAUGGGACUCUGGAUGAGGGAGGUCACAUUAUGGCACUGUGGAUGAGGGAGGGCACAUUAUGGGACUCUGGAUGAGGGAGGUCAUAUUAUGGGACUCUGGAUGAGGGAGGUCACAUUAUGGCACUGUGGAUGAGGGAGGUCACAUUAUGGAACUGUGGAUGAGGGAGGUCACAUUAUGGAACUCUGGAUGAGGGAGGUCACAUUAUGGCACUGUGGAUGAGGGAGGUCACAUUAUGGGACUCUGGAUGAGGGAGGUCACAUUAUGGAACUCUGAAUGAGGGAGGUCAUAAGGGACUGGUAAUGCAUCUCACCGUUGUUGCAUAAUCAUUAUUGACUAUCAGAAGAUCAGUUUGAAUUAGUUUCUCAAUGUUGAUUUAGAAGUGGUCCAGUCUUGUGUAUGGGCUGUGGCUUAUUCAAUAAAGAUCACAGCGCUGAGAAACGACAUGAUGUUUUAUCCUGUCCGAUCUCAGUGAUUUUUCUCCUCCUUCUGCCAAAUGUCAUCUUGGUUGUAUUUUUAGAUUUGGUUAGAUGUGGAAAAUAUAUAGUGAAUAAAAAUAAAAUCUACUUCCAGAUAUGCUUGUCUUUUUGUAUUUUUUCUACAUUGACAGGGACUGCAUACACUUUGGUUAGUAAAAUAAUUGUUCAUGUCAUCUUCUCCAUUAAAAAGAUAAACUAUGUGCUAGGUCCUCUUUCUGUUGAAUAAAUGAUUCAAUUACCUUAUUAUUUUAGAUUUUCCAAUAGUCAACACGUUUCUGUUCUGUUUUAUUCUCAUCAGUAAACUUCUUUAUACACAGCACCAGCUGUCCAUAAACUUGGACAAGUUGAACAUCUGGAAAUAUUGCAUCACUGCAAAGGCCCCGGAUUGGAGAGAGAGAAGCAUAAAAUUCUCCCGGUUGGUUUUACGAAAACAAUCUCUCGAGCGACAUGACAAAUACAACGCUCGAAGAUUUGGACAGAAACAUAAGUUAUUGUUGAAUGGCAGAUUGAUAAAACAUGAAAUUACAUUCUUGAUUGUAUGCAAAUAAUUUAAAAGUUCCGGGUACAAUGUGGAAAUCCCGAUGAAGCGGAAAUCCUGAGCUAAAGUUGUGUUUACGGCGAAGGAGUGGCUCAUACCGUCUCCAGAAGUAAGUCGAUAUUUAUGUUAUGUUGAAUUUCAGUACUAGAUAGAUUUUUUAAAGUUUUAGGCAUUAAAAUAUAAUUACGCAAAUAACUGCAUUUCAAAACAUGUUUGCAAUGGAUGGGAUGGCAGCAGCAACACCUUGAGUGUUCACAUCUGUUGCGACACCCUUGCUCAUAUAUAUAUUUUUUGAGGUCAAAUGGCAACAUGAUAGCGUUAUGUUAUGAUAUCUCUCUUUUUAUGUAUUAUUUCCAUUUGUUUUGAGUUGUUUCAGAUGACAUCAUGCAUUAUUCUCCGGUUGGUGGUUAUGUAGUCUGCAUUGCAUGGAUGCAUGAUGAAAAAAAGCCUCAAUUGAGUUAAAAAAUAAUUGAGUUAUUGCUAUACAGUAGCGUUCAUUAUGUAGCCUGUGGUCAUGGAUUUUGGGCAGCUCACACAGUCAGUCAGGAUAGCUCAUGUACACACACACACUCACACACAUACACAUACACACACUCUACCGUAGAGUGCAGUAAACCAAUAUCUGUUUAUUCCGUACCAAACAUACACUGCAGUGUUUGGUCCUGCAUGGUUUAGUGCUUUACGAUUCACAUCGCAGACAGCUUUUGGACUUUUGUGGAGUCACUCAUCACUGUAGCCAAGGAAUGUAGACUUUCCCACAGCUCUGAAAUGUCAUCUGAGGCAUUAAUUCAAUGACAUAGUACGUCCCAAAUGGCACACUAUUCCCUAUAUAGUGCACUAUGUUUGACCAGGGUCCAUAUGGUCUGGUCAAAAGUAGUGCGCUAUGUAGGGAAUAGGGUGCUGUUUGGGACUCAGCCCAUACUCCACAUUCUCCUGUCUACUGUAGUUAUGGUGUUUAAUAGAAGGGAACUAGCAAAGGUACAUCUGUCAAUGAUAAUGCACGUACAGUAAACACACACACACACUCAUUCAAACCUGGAAUCCUAAACAAAACUUUGUUGAACUGUGUUUUUAGUAUUAACAUUCCACAGUGGUAAACUGGCAAACAUUGACCAGACCUUGUGUUCUCUCGUUGCCUGAGGAACCUUGUUUAGAGUUAUGUGUUCUCUAGAGGCUGUCCCUGGUCUGUUACAGUACUGAACCUUGUUUAGAGUUUAGUCUUCCCUGUUCUGUUACAGUACUGAACCUUGUUUAGAGUUUAGUCUUCCCUGUUCUGUUACAGUACUGAACCUUGUUUAGAGUUUAGUCUUCCCUGGUCUGUUACAGUACUGAACCUUGUUUAGAGUUUAGUCUUCCCUGUUCUGUUACAGUACUGAACCUUGUUUAGAGUUUAGUCUUCCCUGGUCUGUUACAGUACUGAACCUUGUUUAGAGUUUAGUCUUCCCUGUUCUGUUACAGUACUGAACCUUGUUUAGAGUUUAGUCUUCCCUGGUCUGUUACAGUACUGAACCUUGUUUAGAGUUUAGUCUUCCAUGGUCUGUUACAGUACUGAACCUUGUUUAGAGUUUAGUCUUCCCUGUCUGUUACAGUACUGAACCUUGUUAGAGUUUAGUCUUCCCUGUUCUGUUACAGUACUGAACCUUGUUUAGAGUUUAGUCUUCCAUGGUCUGUACAGUACUGAACCUGUUUAGAGUUUAGUCUUCCCUGUCUGUUACAGUACUGAACCUUGUUUAGAGUUUAGUCUUCCCUGUUCUGUUACAGUACUGAACCUUGUUUAGAGUUUAGUCUUCCCUGGUCUGUUACAGUACUGAACCUUGUUUAGAGUUUAGUCUUCCCUGGUCUGUUACAGUACUCUCAUUCCUCACACCAGGAGGUAAGCAGCCAAACUGGGAUGAACAUUGUGGAUGGAAAGCUGGAGGGUGACUGCAUGUUUCAGAGAUCUACUGUAAAUGGCAAGAUCUUUGUCUCCAGAGCUAUAACACAGAGUUUUAAAAUGGCUUCAUGUAAUCUCUGGCUAUGAGAGUGAGCCUCUCGUCCUGCAGUAGACAGGUCUGCAGAGAAGAGAGGCAGCUUCCUUCACUUCCUGUGUAAUCAACCCAUGUGACCAACUUAGCUCAAGCACAUGGCGGUAAGGGUGUUUGUGGGCAAUAUUCAUAUUCACUUCAGCUUCCUCAUAGUCUGAACAAGGAGGCAGUGACAUUCAUACUCACAAGGCAUACUGAGUAUAGAAAACAUUAACAACAUGACAGAUUGACCAAGUGAAUCCAGCUGAAAGCUAUGAUCCCUUAUUGAUGUCACUUGUUAAAUCCACUUCAAUCAGUGUAGAUGAAGGGGAGGAGACCGGUUAAACAAGGAUUUUUAAGCCUUGAGACAAUAGAGACAUGGAUUGUGUAUGUGUGCCAUUCAGAGGUUGAAUGGCCAAGACAAAAUAUGUAAGUGUCUUUGAACAGGGUAUGGUAGUAUGUGCCAGGCGCACCGGUUUGGGUCAAGAACUGCAACGCUGCUGGGUUUUUCCACGCACAGUUUCUCGUGUGUAUCAAGAAUGGUCCACCAACCAAAGGACAUCCAGCCAACUUGACACAACUGUGGGAAGCAUUGGAGUCAACAUGGGCCAGCAUCCCCGUGGAACGCUUUCGACACCUUGUAGUCCAUGCCCUGAUGAAUUGAGGCUGUUCUGAGGGCAAAGGUGGGGUGCAGUAUUAGGAAGAUGUUCCUAAUGGUUGGUAUACUCAGUGUAGAAUACUGGUAUAGGACACAAUGCUGCUCAUUGCUGGAUGGAGAGGUAGCUGAAUAGAAUACAGUAUCUGGAGCUGAAUAGAGUACGGUAUCUGGAGCUGAAUAGAGUACGGUAUCUGGAGCUGAGUAGAGUACGGUAUCUGGAGCUGAAUAGAGUACAGUAUCUGGAGCUGAAUAGAGUACAGUAUCUGGAGCUGAAUGGAGUACGGUAUCUGGAGCUGAAUAGAGUACGGUAUCUGGAGCUGAAUAGAGGACGGUAUCUGGAGCUGAAUAGAGUACAGUAUCUGGAGCUGAAUAGAGUACAGUAUCUGGAGCUGAAUGGAGUACGGUAUCUGGAGCUGAAUAGAAUACAGUAUCUGGAGCUGAAUAGAGUACGGUAUCUGGAGCUGAAUAGAGUACAGUAUCUGGAGCUGAAUAGAAUACAGUAUCUGGAGCUGAAUAGAGUACGGUAUCUGGAGCUGAAUAGAGUACAGUAUCUGGAGCUGAAUAGAGGACUGUAUCUGGAGCUGAAUAGAGUACGGUAUCUGGAGCUGAAUAGAGUACAGUAUCCGGAGCUGAAUAGAGUACAGUAUCUGGAGCUGAAUAGAGGACGGUAUCUGGAGCUGAAUAGAGGACGGUAUCUGGAGCUGAAUAGAGUACAGUAUCUGGAGCUGAAUGGAGUACGGUAUCUGGAGCUGAAUAGAAUACAGUAUCUGGAGCUGAAUAGAGUACGGUAUCUGGAGCUGAAUAGAGUACAGUAUCUGGAGCUGAAUAGAGGACUGUAUCUGGAGCUGAAUAGAGUACGGUAUCUGGAGCUGAAUAGAGGACGGUAUCUGGAGCUGAAUAGAGUACAGUAUCUGGAGCUGAAUAGAGUACAGUAUCUGGAGCUGAAUAGAGUACAGUAUCUGGAUCUGAAUAGAGUACAGUAUCUGGAGCUGAAUAGAGUACAGUAUCUGGAGCUGAAUAGAGUACAGUAUCUGGAGCUGAAUAGAGUACAGUAUCUGGAGCUGAAUAGAGUA